Dalotia coriaria is the source of this 2624-nucleotide messenger RNA. Its product is annotated as discoidin domain-containing receptor 2-like. The record is from RefSeq and is a predicted model, not a curated record. The coding region runs from base 267 to 1922 and encodes 551 amino acids. Lineage: Eukaryota; Metazoa; Arthropoda; Insecta; Coleoptera; Staphylinidae. The transcript has 4 exons.
CGAUGCGUUGCGUUGUGUGCGGAGCUCCUCGCGUGAAUUAACACGACGUGUUCGACGUUACGUACGUAAAAUUAAUCAUCGAUUGUGCUAAAGUUUAUCGAACUAAAUUAAAUCAUUUAUAAACAAUUUACGUUUAAAUUUGUGCUUUGUUUAUACAAUUGUGAGUGCACUUGGAUACAUCAUUCGACUAUUAAUCAUCAGAUAAUAUUAUGAAAUAGUGAAAAGACGGAAAGUGGUGUGACGACGACGAUCAAGGAAACGUGUUCAUGAUGGCGCGUGGCGACAACCGGACGGCCAUCAUGCUUGCAGUCAAAGUAGUGUUGGUGCUUCUCGGGAUUACCGUAACAGAUGGAAUGGACCCUUCUCAGUGCAUCGCACCGCUGGGCAUGGAGACUGGCGACAUCAGAGACGAGGACAUAAAAGCCAGUUCAUCCUUCGAUCAUUUGAACGUUGGCCCACAGCAUGGCAGAGUGCGUUUGGAAUUGCAUGGAGGUGCGUGGUGCCCACAAGAACCGGCGACCACCGAAUUAAAGGAAUGGCUGGAAAUUGACUUCCGCAGUGUGCACUUGAUAACCGCAUCCGAAAUACAAGGCCGAUUUGGUAAUGGGCAAGGCGCGGAAUUUGCCGAACACUAUAUGUUGGAAUACUGGCGACCACGACUAUCGAAAUGGAUCCGUUACAGAAACAGGCAGAACGAGGAAGUGCUCACGGGCAACAUAAACACGUACUUGGAGAAAAAGAAUGAGCUCGAUCCGCCCAUCAUCGCCAGUAAAGUUCGUUUCUUCCCCUACAGUUAUCACAAGCGUACGGUGUGCAUGCGCGUGGAACUGUAUGGAUGCAAAUGGACUGACGGGAUCGUGAGUUACUCAAUGCCCCAGGGUGACAAGAAGGGUCAGAACUGGGAGUUCUACGACACGGCGUACGACGGCCAUUGGGACGGGGAAAAGUUGCGUCACGGUCUCGGCCACUUGACAGACGGAAAGGUCGCGCCCGAAGACUUCAAAGUGCCGCUCUACGAUCACGAGGUGCAGGGCUGGGUCGGCUGGAAGAACGACUCGCGCGAGAAUCGACCCAUCGAAAUCACCUUCGAGUUCGACAAAGUGCGCGAGUUCAGUGCCGUGCACAUCUAUGCAAACAAUCAGUUCACGAAAGACGUGCAAGUGUUCUCAUCCGCGACAGUGCAGUUUAGCGUGGGUGGAAAAAUCUACAAAGGCGAACCGAUCACCUACGAUUACAUGGAAGAUUGCAUCUUCGAGACGCCGCACAACAUCAGCAUCAAGCUGCAUCAUCGUGUCGGGCGGUUUGUCAAGCUGCAGUUGCACUUCGCCAACCGUUGGAUGCUCCUAAGCGAAAUCACCUUUGACUCCACAGUCGUCACAGGCAACUUUACGGAGGAAGAAGAGGACAUCGAUUCGUAUUACGAGCAGGAUACAAUUCAGCGAGAUCAGAUCGCAACGCCCGGUUUCGAUAAUAACAAGAAUCUUGUGAGUGCUGUGAAUACGCCCACGCCAUUAGGCCAGUAUUUGGGCAUCGUGGUCGGCUUUCUGGCGGUGAUUAUCGUACUGAUGCUGGGUGGUGUUGCGUUCAUUUGCAUUCAGCACCGCAGGUACAAGUCGUCGCCACGGCCGUCGCAGGUGCCAGGCGGAUGCGAUAAGGCGGCAUUAUACCGCGAACCACCGGAUCCGGAAUAUGCGGUACCGCUGCAACAACCACAGCAAUCGCCGCGCGCCCCACCAAUGAUGCACAAUUUCUUCCCGAAGCCGCCGUCUAUACCCCCACCUUCGGAACGUUAUUACGCCGCCACGGAGAUUUGCAAUACGGGCUUCGUACCGCCACCACCACCUACAUCCACACCGCCUCCGGUCCGGUUGAGUCGGCAACCACGCUACGCGUCGAAUCCGCGUGCGUUCAUGAACGCCUAGGAUUUCUAUCGAUGUAAUAACUGUGAUAAUACUACCUAACUAAUGUAACCAUUAAAUUAUCAACCGCCCCUUGAAUGGAACCCUUUGACACACGGAAGCUCACACUACUUAAACUUUAAUGUUAACGAACGUGAAUACCUAAUCAACGUGCUUCUUACAGGUAGCGACCCUUAAUUUAUUCGGAACAAAACGCCCAAAAUGUAAUGAACUAAUUAUUUAUAGACAUCGAAACUCCGCACGAACAAAAAAGAGAAUAUUAUCGAACCAAGAAGGCUGACUAUUACCAAAACUAUUGUGUUAACUUGCUCGUUUUAACAAUAACGAUAAGAAAUGAACUAUGUUUAAUGUUAAUUACGAGACACAAAUGACAAAAAAGAUAACUGGACUAUAAAUUAGAUAGAGAUAUUCGUAAAUCCGUUACAAUGGCUUUAUACGCAUACAUAUUAUGUAUAUUCGACAAUCUGUCACUUGAAUGUGGUCUAUCUUAGUUGUACUAUUAUUCAUAACGUCAUUUCAUAAUCGAAGCGAUGACUCAAGCCAUUUAUUGUAAAUAUGAGAUAAAAUGGUAUUUGCUCGACGGCUGGUGUCGAGAAAACCGAACUAACGACGGCCCUAUUUAGCUAAAUAUUGUUUUUACCUUUGUACAUAUCCUAUACAUAUAAUUAAGAUGCAUAAAUUGUAAAUAAACUAUUAAAUGAGAAA